GAUAUCGUGAUUAAACUGCAAAAAACGCUUUGGGGCGAGGGUCAAUUUACACAUAAAUAUAUAUAUAUAUCAACCGCCUGGAGGGGACGAUCAGCUGUUUGCCAAGUGUUCUUUCUCAUCCUGCAAUCGCAUUAUACAUAUUAUUGAUACGUAUAUGGAAGAAACAAUUGACUUAUUCACCUAGACUCAUUGAACAAUUGUUGAAUACCCAUCGCCAAUGGAAUCCAAUUCCUCGGUGGAUCAUUUCCACCAUAAUUUCAUGAGGAUAACGAAAGAACUAUUGACACAAACCCAACAGAGGGUCACCGACAAAACGACGAUUGAUUUUUACCUCAGGGAACUGAAUAUCCUAAAUUAUCAGAUGUUCAUCAUUGAGGACGACGACACUGUCAAAUUACUGAUCAACAGAUUAUGCUUGAACAUUCAGGCUCAGGAGACCUCCCUAGUUUCCAACUACUGCACUUUCCUCACUCACCUGCUCCCCCAGGUGCCCCCCCUCGCCGGGAGGACCCUCUCGACCCUGAAGAAGUGGCUCCACCAGUGCCUGGAGUUCUCCUCAUUUCCAGCACUAGUCCCAGCCCUCCUCUCCCUCGAGAAACUCGUCUCAGUAAUCCCCUGGGAGUCGAGCCUCCAGGACCUGGACGUCCUCCUCUCCUCUGAGGGUCUCCUCCCCAGGUUUUUCACUCCCUCGACCCCCCUAGACAUCCAAAACCUCGCUCUGACCCUUUUGGAGAGCCUUUUAGAGAAGAAAAAGGAAAGAAAUUCAAUUUUCCCGCUGAAUCACCUAAUGACCAUAAAAAACCUCGUCAUCUCUAUCCUCUCCUCUCCCCCCAAAGAUGAAGAUUUCGCCCACCUCCACCACUCGAGACUCAUCCUGACAUCCUUAAACAUCCUCACUAGCUUGAUCGUCCAGGGACUACUCUCGAAAUGUCCAGAACUCCCAGGGGAAGCUCUAGGCAUCACUCAGAUCUAUUUAUUCCUGGGAAUUGCUGGGGUUCCUCUCAUUAAACCUGAGGAGCUUCAUCCAGCUAUUAUGAACCUUCCUGAGAGGGUCCAUUUACCUCCAAGGGGGAUGAUUCGAAACCCCAGGCCGAUAACAAAAUCAAAGCACAACAAGAAAGGAAAAUUGAGCAACAAGAACGAGAAGCAGGAGAAAAUAUCGAUGGAUUUGGAUAAAAGAAGAAUCAUCAAGUCCAGUGAUUCAGAGACUUCUGAUGGGGAAAAGUGCUCUCAGGAGAGGAGCAGGAGGAUUCAGGAGAGGAUCAGGUAUCAGGCACUUCAAGUGCUCCACCAAGUGAUGAGGAUGAUGACGAGCAAGAAGAUUUUUGGCUUUUGGUCGCAAAUUGUAACCAAGAGUGAAAAGUCUGGGGAGAGCCGGGGAUUGUUGAGGGUUGUCAUGAAAGAACCGGUGUCCAAAAUCAGGGGGAGUGCUCUGGGUGUGUUGACUGAUGCUGUGGUCGAUGCCAGGAUGUUUCUGGUGCAUGCUGACGAGACUGAGGGCUCCUCGUUCGGGACCAUUUUUGGGACGGUGGGUGGCAUGUUGAGGGAAAUACAUUCGGCCCUGGGGUUCGUACUCAGUGGCGAUGGCAAUCUUGCGGUGGUUACGCAGGCCUUGAAGUGUUCAGCAGCUCUUGUGCAGGUGACACCUUAUGGGAGGAUGAAGGAGGGACUCGCUAGUAAGCUUGCAAGACACUGCAGAUACUUUGUGCUCCACAAGGACCCAACCGUUCGAGUAGUCGCCCUCUCCGUCUUCGAGGGCUUUGCCAAUGUCGAGAACAUGACCCCAGAGAUCGUUGAGAUCCUUUUGAGAAAGGCUGGCGACACAAAUAUCUCGAAGCGCUUGCUCCAAAGCCCCCAAAUCACAUCCCCCCACCCAAAAUCACAAGCCCCAAGUGAAAACGACGAAGAAGAGAUUGACUCUUCCAAUCUCGAAUUCUCUCUGAAUGAUCCUGCAGCCCCAGCAACAAGUGAGCGAGACUCGAGGACUGAAACUCGAGGCGACUCUCGAGAUUCUCCAUUUCUUGUCCAGAUCUGCCUGAACAACAUCUCGGACAAGAGAAUUCACGUACCUGUCAGACUGCAGUCAUUCAAACUACUUGGUGCCCUGAUCAACUGCCUCGAGGGGAUUUUCAAACGUCUCUUGGAUGUUGAGAUCGUCACUAGCCACCUGGUGGAGGCCACUAGCGAGCCUGACCCCCAGGUUGCUCUUCACGCUUGUAGAAUUCUCGAAAUUAUCAGUUCUAAAUUCAGUGGCAUUGAUUCUGAUUCUGAGGGACAAAACCAACUUGCCACCUUUUGGAAUAGCAUUUUUCCUACUGUUCUUAGGGUUUCCCAGAGUGCUGAGACCGGACUGAGAGAAGUCGCUUGCGACUGCUUCGGGACAAUCAGUAAUCAAGUGUUUACACAAUUGUCACUCGACAAGUCCAUAAUAAUCAAGACGAGCCUCUUCGGGGCCUGCAGGGAUCCCGAGUCCGCAGUCCGAGCCGCAGGCCUCCGUGCCCUGGGAAUGCUGAUAAAUCUUUGCUCCCUCGAGGAGGACACCGGCUUCCUAGAGGACCUCAUCGAUAUUGUCUGCACGUCCCUCGCCGACGAGAACCUAGGAGUCAGGGUCAAAUCAGCCUGGGCCCUAGCCAACCUCACAGACUGUCUCAUCAAGAAAGUCAUCAACAACCAACUCGAGCCCCCCCUUCCCCUGGACCUCAUGCUCCCCAAUCUCUAUAAAACAAGUGUCAAAGCAGCCCAGGAUAAUAACAAAGUCAAGUGCAAUGCCCUCAGAGCAGUUGGAAAUCUUGUCCACCUCUCCCAGGGAAAAAACCUCCUGGGGGAUAUUCAACUUGCUCUUGACGUCCUCAUCUCCUCCGCUACCUCUGGAAAUGAUAUGAAGGUCCGGUGGAAUGCCUGCAGGGCUCUGGGCUUCGCCAUAAGUCAUCACCCUGAUGACAUCUUCCCCCAGAACUGGAAGGACGAGGUCAUACCUGCAUUGUGCCAUCUCAUCUGCUACAGUCCCAAUUUUAAGGUUAGGACGAAUGCAGCCUGGGCUCUGGGAUCCUGCAAAUCCUACGGUAAAUACGUGCCAUUUCUGUGGAAAAGUAUUGUUUUAGCCCUAGAGAAUUCUCAACACGUCCCGAAUUUUGUGGAAUACACUCACAGGGAGAGUUUAGUGCAACAGUUGUGUCUCACCCUGGGACACGUAGCGGCCAGUACUGAGCCUGGUGACCUGCAGAUCCUCUGGCUGGACAUCAAAGACCAUGUGGAGGAGAUCGAAGUCCACAUAAAAAGCUUCCAGGAGCGGGCACUGCCUGAGAAGACUGAUGACUUUGUCAGGGCCAGGGCGAUCCUGAACAACUACUCGCAGACAGUGUCGCUGCACUCUAAUGAGAGGAUUAUCGCUGCGGUCCUGGGAAACUUGUUCAACUGCAGGAAGCAUGAGCUUUUAUGAUGAACACUGUGGGCAAGACUGUGUUUGUGAUUCAGAAUGAAAUAUCGACUUUUAUCAUUUUCAAUGGUUAUGAAUAAUUUUAUUUCAAUUUUCAAUUGAUAUGAAUUUUCUCGUUUCUAAGAGUCUCUAACGUACCCUAUUAUUGAAUUAAUUGAGAUGACACACUUAACCCCAUUAAAUGAUGUAAUUCACAGUUAAAUGAUUGUCUUUUUAUUUCAUUAAUUUUUAAUUUUUUUCAUUGCCAGCUACAUUUGUACAGUUAUAAUGGAUAAACGAUGGAUAAACAGACUAAAGGAUUUUUGAAGAGGGCUUUUUUAUUUGAAAAUUUUGUCAGUAACAAAAAAUGCCUUUUGACAUUUUUCUGUAGAGUCAAUAGUUUUGGAUACAAUUGAGAAAUUGUCAUAUUACUAUUGUAAUAAAACAUUUUUAUUCAAUUGAUUAAAUAAUUAAUGCCAUGUUGUAUUUAACUAUAUUUAAAUAAACAUUGGAAAAUGUUAA
Messenger RNA from Diachasma alloeum, 3937 nucleotides. RefSeq names its product HEAT repeat-containing protein 6. Bases 218 to 3439 code for a protein of 1073 amino acids. The record is from RefSeq and is a predicted model, not a curated record. Lineage: Eukaryota; Metazoa; Arthropoda; Insecta; Hymenoptera; Braconidae. The transcript has 5 exons.